AUGUACAAUUCUUGUCAAGUUCAAUACAGUUUAGUAUGUUCAUUUAUUGGAUAUAUAAUUAUUCUACUAUUGGGUUAUUGUAUAUUGAACCAAUUGAAUUUUAUUGAAUAUCAAUAUCAGAAUUUAUACAAAACAAACAUGGAGAAAACAAAUACAUCUAGUAUUUCUGAUGUACCAUUUAUAUUUAUUGGAGGUCAUAAAAAUACAGGUAUUGAAUUAAUGGGAAUCAUUCUAGAUUCUCAUACAAUGAUUCGUUGUGGACCUGACCCAAUUGUAACAAAGAAUCUUUUGAGAUACAGAUGGAAUAAACUACACUUAAUGGAACGAUUAAUAGAAUCUGGUAUCACUGCUACUGUAUUGAAUGAUGCUACAGCUGCAUUUAUUGCAACAAUAAUUAUAAAAAUGGGUCCAAAUGCACCGAGGCUGUGCCAUAAAGAUUCAGAAUCAUUUGAAUAUCUUAAGGACUUAGAUAUUUUGUUUCCUAAGGCAAAAUUUAUUCAUAUGGUGCGAGAUGGAAGAGCUAUUAUUGCUUCUGAAAUAUCUAAAAAGAUCAAUACUAGCUAUACAUUGACAAAUAUCACUGAAACAUUUUUAACGUGGGAUGAAUUAACAAUACAAAUGUUAGAAGAUUGUGGAAAUAUUGGCCAUGAAAAAUGUUUAACCGUGCAUUAUGAAUGUUUAGUGUUAGAUCCACUCAGAGAAGUCCGGAAAGUUCUUGUCAAGUCAAUUCAUAAUCAUUCCAUAGAUGCAUGGUCUAAAGCAAACUCAAUUCUAUCAAUGGAUUUUAUUACAUUUAUGAAUGAAAAUAGCAUUGUUUUGAAAGAGUUGAAUUAUCUUACAGAUGAGAUCCCACCGAAUUAUGCCACCAUAUGCAAUAAGUGA
Molecule: messenger RNA, 882 nt
Organism: Schistosoma turkestanicum
Lineage: Eukaryota; Metazoa; Platyhelminthes; Trematoda; Strigeidida; Schistosomatidae
Source: the annotation of a GenBank genome assembly